GAUUCCAGAGUUAACCAUGAGAGUCAACGAACCACUCCCAGCGGUUACGAAGCGGGCACAUCGAGAAGUACCCCGGUCUCCUAUGAAGGGGACCGGCCACGGGUCACCCAGGCAACCUCCCGUCACGAGCAACUCAUGCAUCGCAGUAUAUAUGAAAACGCAUUGGCUAGAGGGUCACCGGUGUAUGUGGAUACCAGUGGAACUGUACGAGCAACCAACCCAUUUGAGCGUCCCAUGCCCCACAUGGAUCCAUCAGCAUUAUACCUGGCACACCAACAGCAACGGGAUUACAUGAAUCUGAUGGCCAGAUCAAGUCAGCCAGACACAACUUCCUUCAACAGCUCCAAGGAAACGCUAGCCGGUGAUUUUGCAACAGCAAAACAGAUGAGCAUGCGGACCUCCACAAUUGCAGGGGACUAUGCAACAGCCAAACAGAUGAGCCAACAGCAACAGCAACAGCAGCAACAACAACAGCAACAGCAGCAACAGCAGUUGCCGCAUCAACUGGUAGGCCAGCCAAUCACUCCACAGAUGGCACAGCAGAUCAGCCAAUCAGUGGCCCAGCGUGGCAGCCAGUUCCCACCAACCACCACCAAGGAUUCUAGACUGUCUCCUAGACGAGAGUCACCCAUGUCUAAGAACUUUCCUCCAGGACAGCAACAUGUCUUAGAUCCACAGAUCCAGCAACAGAUGCUGCAACAAUAUGCACAGAGUGGACAGAUUGUCUACCUGCCCUAUUUCCCCCCGGGUCAUUCCCACAUACUAGCUCAUCAGCACUACCCAGGGGGUAUCCCCUCCCCCCACCACCCCCACCCCUCCAUCAGUCCCCACACCACACAGGCACACCCGUCAUCCCAACACCCUGCCCACAGCGACCGACGCACAACCUCUCCAAUGCAGCAGCAGCAACAACAGCAGCAGCAGCAGCAGAGAGAAGUGACCUCACCGGCUGAACACUACGCCCAGCAGCAAGCCGUGAAUUUAUCCCACAGAUGGCCUGCGCCUCCAAGUGUGGGUGCCGUGCGCUUCAAGCUCCCACCCAGGGGUUCCAGCCCGGGUGCCCAUCCGGGCUCGGGGGUGCACCCUGUCACCCAUCCGGGUUCCUUCCCAUCAACAUGCUCCCAUCCUGCCACCGCUGCUCAUAGCAUCACCACAGUCCACCCAGCCUACUCCGCCCAUCUUCCCGGUGCCCAUAUGGUGGCUAGCAGCCACCCAGGAGCCCAUCACAUGAGAGGUACAAUGGGCGGGAGCAUCAUGACGGGGACACCCAUCAGGCCUCCACCCAGUAUCACCUCGGGAACGCCCAAUCCAGAGCUGAGGGAGGAAACGCCAAGAAGUCGAGCAGAAAGCACUUCAGGAUCUGGUGGUAGCAAGUCUCCUGGUGCAGCUAGUGGUUCGGAAGCUUUUCGCACACUUGUCCAUGUAGCUGCCUCAGCUGAAACACUUGGAACAGCACAGGAAAAAGAAGCAAGGAGACAGCAACAAGCCAUUCAUGAGAGUAGAGAGCGUGAUGCCAGCUCCUCUAGCGAAUCCCACGGCUAUCCACGACGACCCUACUCAACUGGUUCCAGCCACUCGGGUCCAAGCCAAAAGCGGUGGAUCUCUACGUCGUCUGAUAACCAGAUGGCCCAUCGGGAAGCUGCCCCGUCUGGAAGCAGUCGCUUGACGCCCAAGGGACGGGAAUCAGAGAGUAAAGAGAGGAAGGAGGAGGUCAGACACAAGGAGCAACAGCAGAGAAACCACAACAUGGAACGAGAAGCCUCAGCCAUCUUUGCUGCUCUCUUUGAGAAGGACAAGCAGUCAUCCCGGGUCUCAACUGAAGAGGACUCGGAGAGCUCCAGCCGCCCACUGACGGCGGCCAGUCUGAUUGAUGUGAUCAUCACACGCUCCAUCAACCAACCCAUGUUGGACAAUCAUGACCAAGGGACUGACUCGGACAGCGGUGAUGGGUUGUCUGUUGGACCGAGCGUGGCUUCCUCCAAAGAGAAGUCCAGCAAGAAUGUGUCCGACUCAGACUCGCUGCAGCCGGAGAAUGGAGACAGUAAUGCUGUACCCUCAUCGUCAACAGAGCGUUCUCCAAGUUCAGGAAAGGAUCCGAAGCAACAAGAGAAGGAGGCAUCUGGAGAACAGCAGGAGAGGCCUCAGGAAAGCCUGGUCCCGGUGACUUCACCAUCCCCACUACCCAUUACCCUGGCUGAACAUAUAGACACUAUCAUCUCCAUGGACUACAAUAAAUCUGACCAGGUGAGUCAGGCAUCUACAUCAGCAGCCACUUCUGCCACCGGAAGCUCAUCCUUGAAGCGAGAUCGUGUAAAGCCAUCAGGUGUGGAUACCACAGAAAGCCGGGAACAGGGACCAUCCUCUAGCUCUCCUCGUGCUAGAUACAGGACACCCGAUAGUGAAGUCGGAUCAACCAAUGAUGCAGCAAGGAGAAGCAACCCGGUUGCCUCAUCCCUGCAGAGUAUCCAUGGUGCUCGCAGCAGCAGCAGCAGUAGUAGUGACUGCAGAAUGAGGAAUUCGGGAUUGAUGUCUUACGGUGGGCCUGCGGAACCGAGUGUCAAUAGCUCCAAAGAAGGUAGUCCAAGAAGCAGGGCUGCCUCCACAGCUUCUGAUAUAUCAAGUGCUUCUGCAUCCCCAGCCAGUGCCAGACCGGACAGCUACUCGAACAGGGUUUCCUCCCAGUGGGGUUCACGUAAGGACCAAGAAGCGACAUCUGCUGGUAGGGUCUCAAGGAGCUCAUCGGAACAGAGUCGAGAGGCUUCACCAGUCAGUGUCAGUGAUAUGACUCCAUCUGCUGUGUCUUGGCAGAGGAAGUAUCAACAGGAAGGUAACGGAGCCGACAGCAGUGAGAAUGCUACCAGAGGAUCCCAGCCACGAUUCAGGGUCCACAGCUCUCAGUCAACCUCCCCACACCAGCCAGAAAGCUGGGGAAUGGCUGAUUCCAACCGGCCACCAUCUCGAGGUAGACGCAGGGACUCACCAAAGACCAUUGUGGAGCCUGGGUCAAGCUCCUCUUCUGUGCUGGAUGCAGCCUCAAGCAGCGAAGACAGAUCUCGUUUUACUCCUGGUCCUGUAGAGAGUGGAGUCAGCGAUAGCCAACGGCAGCUCAGCAGCAGCCAAUCAGGCCUCAAGUCCAGAUCAGAAGCUGAGAGCUCCCGCAGCAACAACCCAGCUCCCCAGAGCACCUCUCAUGAGUACAACUCAGAUAGUCCUCUGCAACCUGCUGAUAGUAUGUCCCAAAUGAGACAGUCUGUGAUGGGUACAGCCCAAUCAGUGGUGAAUAGAUCUCCAAAGAAUGGACAACCUAGCAUGCUUCCAAGCAGCAGUCAAGGUAGACAGCCUCAGAGGAAGGACACUGGCUUGUUCCGGUUUGAUCUCCAGAAGUCCAUCGACCGUAUGAUUGAAUCUCAAGUGAGGAUGGAGACACCAUCCAGGAUGGACCAGCAGGUCAGAAUGGAUGAUUAUGUGACGCGGCUUGUGGAGGCUGAGAUGUCUAGCUCCCGGUCUUCUCCACAGCGCUGCGAUAGCAGAGAGAGCACCAGCACGGCCGAGUCUGGUGCCCUGGAGGUGGAUGAAAGCCGACUGUCUGAUGUCUCAGACUUGGACAAUCACGAGGCAGAAUCAGUCCAGCAACCAAAUGUCUCACAGCAGCGUCCUAGAGGUUCAAGCCCGAGACUGCCUUCCCGAGAUAACAGGGAUGGGGAAGCAGCUCCAAGUUCAACACCUGUUGAUGGUGCUGCAAGGCUGAGUGUGGGCUCUUCAAGUGGAAUUGGUAGUAACAGGGCAUCAGGUGUUAUCUCUCCAAAUAUAGCCGCACAGCCUCAGCUCGAUCCCUCUAACCAACCCAGCCAAUCAGUACCCACUUCCUCACCAUCCCCUGUCUCUCACCAGGGUUUCCCAUCCUCGGGCACCGGGCAGGCAGGGAACCAGUUUGCAUAUUCAGCCUUAUCGUUCAGAUCAGCGGCAGGAGUAGCCCCUGCUGCCUCCUCCUCUACAACAAGCUCCGCCCAGAACCAUCUAGCCAAUGUUCAUCUCAGGAUCCCCUCCCCCCACCUUGGACCCGCUAGGGGGCCAUCACCAGUCCCUGGUCCAGGAAUAGCUGGUGUUCGUGAGAGGGAACCAGCACCUUUGCUGUCCUCUCAGUACGAGACCUUAUCAGAUAGUGAUUAACCUAGAUAAGUAGGAGAUUACAAAUAGUGUUGUUUGUUAAGUUGUAGUCGUUAUUAUUGAUUAUUGGAAUCAACAACUUGGUAAUUAAUAUUGAUCUCCAAAGCUUACGGACAACCUAAGACUGAAGUAUGUUUAUUUUAUGUUUCUUUUGUCAACUUUCUUACUCAUAUGCACAUCUUUGUGAUAAAAGAUGGACUGACUUUUUUAAACCAUGCAAAAAAUACUCUCUACAGAAGUACAUGUACCAUUCGUGGUGAGAUGUCUGUUUACAGACACAUGGUUACAGGUUAUUUGCAGAAAAAUCUUUAUUUGAUCAGAUUUAAUAUGCCGCUAAACAAGUUUGCCCUGUUUUAUUGCAGAUUUACCAUAUUUGUAAUAACCAUCGCUGUACAAGAAUGCGUUUCUUUGGGCUAAAAACAAAACGACUAAACAAAACCAUUGAUUAAAAUUAAGAAUCUAGCUUUAUUUUGAUCUUGAAAAUGAAAAUAUGAUGCCAGUGUUUCGUGAAAAAUUCUGUUAACCUUUGAUUGUUACCCUCUCCUUGAGGAAAAAAAAUGUCCAAGACAUUUUGUCAUUCAUUUGUAAUUUUGUUUUAGUUUUACUGUAGGAAAAAAAACUGUUAAAACAGUCAAACAUGUUUUUAUUUAGACUUUUAGUUGUGUG
This is a messenger RNA of Patiria miniata (bat star), 4833 nucleotides long. Its product is annotated as serine/arginine repetitive matrix protein 2-like. The transcript has 7 exons. NCBI's taxonomy places the organism in Eukaryota, Metazoa, Echinodermata, Asteroidea, Valvatida, Asterinidae. Bases 136 to 4170 code for a protein of 1344 amino acids. The record is from RefSeq and is a predicted model, not a curated record.